AGCACCGCACACACUCACACUCACACACACACUAAACUGCAGACAGCUCUGCCGGCUGAGCCAGCGUCUGCCUACCGCUGUUCUUCCAGCACCCUUACUGCAUCCAGAAACAGCUGACAGCAUCCUCAGCCUUUAGAUCUCUUUUUUUCCUUUUGUCACUAAACUCUAGUGUAUGUAAGACUAGAAGCAGCGCAGAAAGCCGGCUGCUUCUCACGUCUGCUGCUUCCCUUCCCUCGACCUCCCUCCACCCUCUCACUCUCUCUCUCUUCCUAGCUCACACACAUCCUAUCACAUCCACACCCACACCCAAGGAUACCUCCUUGCUUCCCUCUGCUGUUUCUCUCACGCCGGUCCUCUUUCUCUUUAACCCUCUACACCUGUAAAUACGUAUUUCUUGUUAUUUCCUCAGAGGAAGAGAUGCUUGCCUGACCUCUUUUCUUUCUAUUCAAACACUUCUGUGGAUUCUUUUUUUUUAAAUCAAUCCCUGCUCUGCCACUUUGUUGCUACCUGUGGAGGUUCUCUGGUUCUACUUCAGCCUGCCGUCUCACAGAGUAAAGCCCCGCAGAGAGGCACCAUGCUGGGAUUGGAUGUGUGUGAGUUUGGCGGUCAGGUGCUGGAGCUGCUCUGGCUAACUAUGUGCUACAGAGGUCUGAUUGCUGAAAAGAAUGACUUGCCCAUCGAGGAGGAAGAUGAUGAGCGAAAUCUCAACUACAACCCUCCAGCUCAAAAGUCCCUGCAGGAGAUUCAAGAGCUGGACAAGGAUGAUGAAAGUCUGGUGAAGUACAAGCAGACCCUGCUGGGGCCAGAAGCAAUGAUGGCAGACGCCUCUGGUCCUAAUGUCAAGGUGACCAGAUUGACCCUGCUGUGCGAUGACGCACCUGAACCAAUUACUAUGGACCUGACAGGAGACCUGAUCGCUCUGAAGGAGAAGAGCUUCUCCUUACAGGAGGGAGUGAAAUACAGACUAAAGAUACACUUCAAGGUGAACAGAGAAAUCGUUUCUGGCCUGAAGUACCGUCAAGUGACCUACAGAAAAGGAGUGAGAAUGAACAAGGCGGUGUACAUGGUAGGAAGUUACGGCCCACGCGCAGGGGAGCAGGAGUUUCUUUGCCCGAUCGAUGAGGCAACUAAAGGCGUGAUGUCCCGUGGCCAGUAUCAGAUCAAGUCCUGCUUCACUGAUGAUGACAAGAACGUCUACUUAUCCUGGGAGUGGAACCUCAAUAUCAGCAAGGACUGGAAUUAAUCGAUUGGGAGUGUGUGUGUGUGUGUGAGAGAGAGAGAGAGAGAGAGAGAGAG
This is a messenger RNA of Maylandia zebra (zebra mbuna), 1296 nucleotides long. RefSeq names its product Rho GDP dissociation inhibitor (GDI) gamma (gene arhgdig). Gene Ontology annotation, cellular component: cytosol; cytoplasm; membrane. Lineage: Eukaryota; Metazoa; Chordata; Actinopteri; Cichliformes; Cichlidae. Gene Ontology annotation, molecular function: Rho GDP-dissociation inhibitor activity; protein binding. The record is from RefSeq and is a predicted model, not a curated record. Gene Ontology annotation, biological process: Rho protein signal transduction.